Molecule: messenger RNA, 694 nt
Organism: Raphanus sativus (radish)
Lineage: Eukaryota; Viridiplantae; Streptophyta; Magnoliopsida; Brassicales; Brassicaceae
Product: putative RING-H2 finger protein ATL19
Exons: 1
Coding region: 160-693 (177 amino acids)
Source: RefSeq, a predicted model, not a curated record
UUAGAAAUCCAUACAAGUCAAUUGCCAUGGCUUAUCAUAAACAACUAAAUUACAGGUUUCAUUACUAAAUAUAAAUCAGUUUAAAUCUUUGUAUUGUCACCUGUAAGUCAUCAUCUUGAACAAAAAAAAUCUGAAACCUCUUUCUUGCAAAAAAAAAAAAUGAUGAACUCAGAAGAAGAUGUGGUUAGUUUCAUCACCGUGCUUGGCCUUGCCGUUUUCAUUGGUCUCUGCUUCUUGCUGAUUGUUCUUAUAGCAACCUCAGCGAUCAUCCUUGUAAUCUACGUCAUCAUCGACUGUAUCCUCAGACCAUUCUUAGGAACAUGUCUCGACCUAGAUCUCGAGAUCGGAGUCCAAAGAGGCCAACAACGUGCUAGAAUCGUUACGUACCAUGCGAUCAUCCCGACCGAUCUACACUUACCAUAUUCCGAGAGACAAGAAAAAAGAAAACGAGGGUUGAAACAAAGCGAGAUUGAAACCCUACUCCCGAAAUGGCGUGUUGGACAAGGUAACAAUCACGAGGAGGACGAAGAGAGGUCGAGAGAUUGCGCCAUUUGUCUCAGUGGUUAUGUUGUUAAUGAAGAAUGCAGAGUGUUCCCGGUUUGCAGACAUAUGUAUCAUGCGGCUUGUAUUGAUGCUUGGCUCAAGAAUCAUCUCACUUGUCCUACCUGCCGUAAUGAUUUGCCAGAUUCAUGAC